CGGCGACAGCCGCUUGUGACGCUAUCAGGCCGCGCCGUGGGGGCUUUCUCCCGGUUCCCGGUGUUUGGCAGUUAUUCGGCUUCCCGGCUCUGGGCGCGUUUCGCUGCCGGCAAGACCAUGAGUUCGGGUUACCGGAGGGACUGGAGGGGCGGCAGCGGAGGAGGCGGGUCGUCCUCGGCAGGAUGGGAAAGCUCGGCGGGCGGCAGAGGCCGGGGCCGGCAUCCCGCGCACCUGAAAGGCAAAGACAUCGGCCUGUGGUACGCCAAGCGGCAGGGCCAGAAGAGCAAGGAGCAGGAGCGGAGUGAGAGGGCAGUUGUGCAGAUGGAUGAAGCAAGAGAAGAACACAUCACCCGACUGCUGAAUUCUGUCCAGACACGGAGCGAUUACAAAGACCAACGUACCUCACUGUCAGCUGACUCCAGCAAGAAUUGGAGAAGUGCAUGCCCCUCCUCAUCAACCAACAAGGAAACUAAACCAGAGACCAGUGCUGACCUAGAAUACCUCUUCGAAACCAUUACUCAGGAUGUGUUUUUGGAUGAGGAGCUAAAGGAAGAACUUGUGAAGAAGACAUCUAGCUUGAGAUAUCUUGAUAUGAAGAGAUUUCGGGAGAAACUCCCUUCUUAUGGUAUGAAGAAAGAGGUUGUGGACUUGAUCAAUGAAAAUCAGGUGCUUGUCAUAAGCGGAGAAACAGGUUGUGGGAAGACUACGCAAGUGACCCAGUUCAUUCUGGAUGACUACAUUGAGAGGGGCAAGGGCUCUCUAUGCAGGGUUGUGUGUACUCAGCCUCGACGAAUCAGCGCAAUCUCGAUAGCUGAGAGGGUCGCAGCAGAAAGAGCUGAAGCCUGUGGUGAUGGGAACAGUACUGGUUACCAGAUCAGGUUACAGAGCCGCCUGCCACGGAAGCAGGGUUCCAUCUUAUACUGCACUACUGGAAUCAUUCUCCAGUGGCUUCAGUCAGACUCCCUUCUGUCUACUGUCAGUCACCUUGUUUUGGAUGAAGUUCAUGAAAGGAGUUUGCAGUCAGAUGUCCUGAUGACAAUUGUGAAGGACAUUCUGCCUUUCAGGCCAGAUCUGAAGGUGAUAUUGAUGAGUGCAACUCUAAAUGCCAACAAGUUUUCAGAAUAUUUUGACAGCUGUCCCAUGUUGCAUAUUCCGGGAUUCACGUAUCCAGUGAAGGAAUACAUCUUGGAAGAUGUCAUUGAGUUGCUCCACUAUCGUCCACAAACCCAAGAAAUUCGGAGACCGUCCUCCAAGAGAAGAUUCAUGCAAGGUUGCAUGUUUCGGCCAGAGAAAGAGCGAGUGGAGGAAGAAUACCAGCAGCAAUGGCCAGAAUACAUGAGAGAGUUGCAGGGGAGAUAUUCAGACAGUACGAUUGAAGCCUUGGAAAUUCUGCAUGACGAUGACAAAAUAGACCUCAAUUUGAUAGUAGCUCUCAUAAAACACAUUGUUCUUCAUGGAGAGGACGGUGCCAUUUUAGUCUUCCUUCCUGGAUGGGACAAUAUCAGCACCUUAAACGAUCUUCUGACUGCACAAACCAUGUUCAAAUCAGAUCGAUUUGUCAUCAUUCCUCUCCAUUCUCUCAUGCCUUCAGUGAAUCAGACAGAGGUUUUCAAGAAACCGCCACCGGGAGUUCGCAAGAUUGUAAUUGCUACCAACAUUGCAGAGACAAGCAUCACCAUAGAUGAUGUGGUUCAUGUGAUUGAUGGAGGAAAGAUAAAAGAAACUCACUUUGACACUCAGAAUAAUAUCAGCACAAUGGCGGCAGAGUGGGUCAGCAAAGCUAAUGCCAAGCAACGGAAAGGUCGAGCUGGCAGGGUGCAGCCAGGUUCAUGCUACCACUUGUACAACGGUUUGCGAGAGAGCCUUCUGGAUGAUUAUCAGCUUCCAGAAAUCAUGAGGACUCCACUUGAAGAGCUUUGCUUGCAGAUCAAGAUUUUAAAUCUUGGUCGAAUUGCCCAAUUUCUUGAGAAGGCAAUGCAACCUCCAUCAAAGGAAGCUGUUAACCUGGCUGUCACCCAUCUUAAAGAGCUGAAUGCUUUGGAUAGGAAUGAAGAGCUUACUCCACUUGGGGUCCAUUUAGCUCGCUUGCCAGUGGAACCACAUAUCGGGAAAAUGAUUCUGUUUGGAGCACUGUUGUGCUGCCUGGAUCCGGUUCUUACCAUUGCAGCCAGUCUCAGUUUCAAGGAUCCAUUUGUGAUCCCAUUGGGUAAAGAGAAAUUGGCCGAUGCAAAACGCCGUGAAUUAUCCAAGCAAUCUCGGAGUGACCAUCUGACUGUGGUAAAUGCGUUUAAGGGCUGGGAAGAAGCAAAAAGGCGAGGUUUCCGAUCAGAGAAGGACUACUGUUGGGAAUAUUUCCUUUCUCCAAACAACCUGCAGAUGCUUCAUAACAUGAAAGGUCAAUUUGCUGAACACCUGCUAGUGGCUGGCUUUGUCAGCAGCAAAAAUCCCCGAGAUCCCAAGGCAAAUAUAAAUUCAGACAAUGAGAAGCUAAUUAAAGCUGUGGUUUGUGCGGGCUUGUAUCCGAAAGUGGCAAAAAUACGACCAAGUUUCAGCAAGAAGAGAAAAAUGGCUAAGGUCUUCACCAAGUCGGAUGGAAGAGUCAACAUUCACCCAAAGUCUGUCAAUGCUGAAGAAGGUGAAUUUGAACACAACUGGCUGAUCUAUCAUUUGAAGAUGCGGACAACCAGCAUCUACCUGUAUGAUUGCACAGAGGUCUCACCAUAUUCCUUGCUGUUCUUUGGAGGCGACAUCUCUAUACAGAAGGAACAGGGCCAGGAGACCAUCUCUGUGGAUGAAUGGAUUGUGUUCCAAUCACCAUCUAGAAUUGCUCAUUUAGUAAAGGAUCUAAAACGGGAGCUUGAUGCUCUUCUGCAAGACAAGAUUAAGAAGCCACAGCCUGUGGAUUGGAAUAAUCGAUCGAAAGACUGUGCUGUCUUGUCAGCAAUCAUAGACUUGAUAACCACACAAGACAACGCCAACUCAAAGAACUACACUCCGCGAUUCCAGAGCUGCUGAAGCUGCAAUACCUGCAGUUGAUUCUCCGGAGGGGUUCGUACUGAGCCUAAAAUGCUUUUAUCGUAGCUCACCAGUACAGAGUUGUUUUGCGUCACUUACGUUUUUUGGCUAACGGAGCAGAGGUCUCGGAGAAUAUGCCCAAGAAUCUCAUUGGUCAAGCAACAUUGGCCUAUGCACGUUGAAUAAAAUGCCUGCUGUUUUAAAAAGUGUAACUACAUUCUGCUAUCAAGUGUAAAUCCUACUGAGAAGGGGGUCAGUGACAGAUUACUGACAUGUCACACCUUGAUGAUCUGAAGCAACUCCUUGAGAUAGCUUCAUUCUUCAUUUGUCAUUUUCCUAAGUUAAUAAAACUUGUUUUCCAAUUCUAUCUUGGAACGGAGAGCACAUCCAUCCCAGAACAAAUCAGAGGAUGAACUUUUGUGAAUACUGAAAUUAAGGAUAAGUAAGUUGGAGUAAAAACAGAACAUAUACAGCAAAUUUAAGUGUUGAGGGUAAUAUUUGAUAUAGGCACUUAAUCACAACCCUUAUGUGAAAUUAACCUUUCUUUUCUUACAGAUUUUGCAUGUGCUGUUUACAUACAGCGUGUGCAUUCCUUUUCAUAUUCUGACAUAAUUACAGUCUAUCAGUUUUAUAAUUGGACAUACUUCCCCUCAAACUUUUUUUUACAUUAUUCAAAAAUAAUAGAAGGGAUGGCUUCAUGCUACCUGUGCAUUUAAGUGAGGUAGCAUAGUACUACAUUGUUUUAUUUUUGUAUUCGAUUUAGCCAUUAUUGUAAAAACUUAAUAACAGAAAGCACUGAUGGUUUGGAAAAAAUGGACAAACAGAUGUCUAUUGCAUGCAAAAAUCCAAAAGACAAGUUAGGUCAUCUAUUUGAAAGACUGUUGAGUUAUCCUAAGCUACCUUCGCUAAAUCACCCAGAGGCUCCCCUCUCCAGCAUCUCCACUUUAAAGUUGCCAUUAACAGGAACUGAGGUAAUUUUAAUGCUCUUGAAUCACAAGAAAUCCUUUGGAAUGUCAGUCUUGAGCCCAGACCCACCCUCCCGAACAAAGCCAUCACCACUCCUAAUGCUGCUGUUUCUUUGGUUUGGGUGGGUGUGAAACUGAGGAAGGUGUGUAAAACCAGCCUAAUGCUGCCAGCUCCACAGUGGCUGGUUCAGGUUUAACCAACCCCCCACCAUGGUCUAAAUACUUGAAUUCGGUGAGAUCUAUUUUUGAUUAUGGGCCUAAAGUUAGGAACAGGGCUAUUUAGGCCCUUGAACCUGUUCUACUAUUCUGUAAGAUCAUGGCUGAUUUUGACACACAUUUUUGGAUUCUGUAAAACAGAAUUGUUCUCAUUUAAAAUCGACAAAUGUUUUAACUUCUGACAUCUGUAGAGUCGAAGUGUUUCCCAAUUUUACUCCUGGUCCUAAUCUUUAGACUGUUACCUUUUGCUGGAUUCUUUCAGAAAAACAAUUUCUCUCUGUCUUGAUUUUAUCAGUUUCCCUUAAUUUCUUGACCUUUUGAAAUUUCCCCUGGGCCAUCGAAAUUGCAAGGGAUACAACCCCAAUUUCUGCAAUCUCUCCUCAUAAUUUUAUCUUUUUCAAGUUUAAAGGAUUAAUUUUUUGUUUAGUUCAGGUUGGAUUUAGCCUUUUUCAAAAUGCUAGGUUUUAUCUUGGGGGUGACCUGUCUUGCCUGUAGAUGGGUUGUAACUUGCCUUGGUUAAGGGUGUACUAAGUACUUGAAAUCAUUGUAACCUUAACAGCCCUCAUUUCAAAGCCCUAGCAUCGCCAGAGUUCAUCACUGAAGCCACAGAUCCAGUAGCCUCCAUCUAGUGCCAUAAUGUCUGGGAUUUGGACACACAAUAUAACAGUUUGAUCAUGGUUCCCUGCUGUUAGUGCUGCUUUUUAUCCACAAUGUAUAUCUUGGACAGUGAGUAAAUGCUAUGUGAGAUUCUUCCUCAAUAAAUUCCCAGACUCCUGCACAAGGCACCAGUGCACAAUAAAGGCUGGCUGUGCAGUAUUUUUUUUGUGGGGAUGGAUCAUCAUCCGAGUUUAGGUGCUAAUCUCCUUUGUUUUUAACAACAUUAGAAUACUGAGAUGCUGGAAGUGUAAAUUGGAAACAAGGAACUGGAAAAAAAAACCCAGCAGGAUUGUCAGCAUCUGUGGAGAGAGAAGCACAGAGUUAAUAUUUGAUAUGACUACUUCAGAAUAGCUGCAGGAAGAGUCAUAUUAGACUCAAGGCUUUAACUCUGUUUCUCUGUCCAUGGCUGCUGCCAGACCUGCUGAAUUUCUUCAUUCUCUGGUUUCAUUCCUAUGGUUCAGGUGGAUGUUUGAGAUAUCACUAUUCAAAAAGUCUUAGGGUUUCCCAAUAUCCUGGUCAACAUCUGUACCUGAACUAAUGUUGCCAGAAGCAAAUUUAACUGGUUGCUCAACUAAUUAUCACUUAUGUGAUCUUGGUGUCCACAAAAUAGCGGAUGAGCAUAUGGUACGUAAGUGAUUUGCUCACAUAAUGCAUUUAGCAAAACAAGUCUGUCAAAAUGCUUCUGAGAGAAAUGGCAUUACUGAAAAACACGUCUUACAUUUGGUUGAUUUCUGUGGAUUUGUUGUAUCUUGAUGCACUGAAUGUGCUUGCCUGAAUCUUGUGCAGAGAUUUAUAUUGCCUUUAUGUUUCAGCCAGUCAGGGCCUAGUUGGGGAUAGAUCCCAACCCCACAUACUGUCAUUUCUGAUGCAUUGAUUACAGAUCACUGCUUCAACUCGGCUACCUGACAAGUAGUGACAUACAGUAAGUACUGUCAACUCUCAGCUCUGAUAUCAGGCAGCAGGCAGAUCAUUAAUGGCUUUGGUCUCAUUCCCCAGUUUCCAUGAAAUGUUGGCGAAUCAUUGGCUUCUCAAAAUAUGUGUGUAACUCCAAGUGACUUCUGACCACAUAUUCCAAAUAAAAAGACACAACUGGGGCUUCUCACCUUCAGUCUUUUGGUAAACUUAAUGGCUGAGUAGGAAGAUCACGUUUCAAACAAGCAAAGUUUUUAGUUUGAUUCUUGAGGUUUCUGUGAGAAUUCUGAUUUCUGUAUGUUUAGUAUGCAUCAGUGACCCUGCCCUUUGUACUGGUUCAGCUGGUGUAUCAACACUUCUACCCAAUGGUAGAUCAAUAAUGUACUGCCAACAAAAUAAUUGAAUUUCCCAAGUCCCUCUCUUUUAAGGAAAUGCCAGAUAUUAGGGCAAAAGACAAAAGAACAGCAAGUGCAAUGUCUUGUUGCUUGUAUAUAUUUAAGGCCCCCAAAAGAAAUUAAGAGCAAAACUAAUAUCGAGGGUGAUUAUUAAGCAAAAAUAAAUUGAAGGUCCUUACAUUAAAGGCAAAUCUACUCCUUUACCUGUGCUAAUGAAAUGUUAAGGCCAAUGAGGUUACAGUCUGCUACACAGUAUUGUGUUUGGGUGCUGUCAGAAUGCCUAGUGCCCUCUGUCAUGUUGUAGUCAUAAUCAUUCCUGGUAAGUGAAUAAAAUACAAAAUGCUUUUUGUUUCAGAUGCUGUUCUCUAGACUGUAUUUAUUUGUGACUGUUAUUAUGAUGUAAUGGCUGUUCUUUUUACAUAGUCCAAGCAUUUGUAUUGUUUUUCUCCAUUAAAGUCCUUACCAUAUA
Messenger RNA from Stegostoma tigrinum, 6629 nucleotides. RefSeq names its product DEAH (Asp-Glu-Ala-His) box polypeptide 36 (gene dhx36). The record is from RefSeq and is a predicted model, not a curated record. The transcript has 25 exons. Gene Ontology annotation, cellular component: cytoplasm; nucleus; intracellular anatomical structure. Gene Ontology annotation, molecular function: G-quadruplex RNA binding; ATP binding; DNA helicase activity. The coding region runs from base 118 to 3015 and encodes 965 amino acids. Lineage: Eukaryota; Metazoa; Chordata; Chondrichthyes; Orectolobiformes; Stegostomatidae.